AUGAUUGAGCCCGUAUAUGGCACAAUGGAUGAUUUUGUAACCAGUACGCAAGCACUAGCAAUGGAUUUACGUUCGAAAUAUUCGCUCGAAGAACGCAUCUAUCUUGUAUCAGCAUAUUACCGAUAUGAUGCUGAUUAUAAUACAAUUUUUACAGACUUUGAGGUGAAAUUCCCAAAUACCUCUGUCCCACGACGCGAAACAGUGUACCGACUGAUCAAAAAAUUUGAAAAACAUGGCUCAGUCGUUGAUGCUCCACGUUCUGGCCAUCCUCGAACAGCAGCAACAAAUGAAAACAUGAUGUACGUUGCGCAGUCGUAUGUCGAGAAUCCAGCACAAUCUACUGUACGUGUGUCAAACGGGAGUUCAUAA
This is a messenger RNA of Macrosiphum euphorbiae (potato aphid), 369 nucleotides long. Lineage: Eukaryota; Metazoa; Arthropoda; Insecta; Hemiptera; Aphididae. The record is from the annotation of a GenBank genome assembly.